AGACGAAGAUAUCUUUUCGACAAUUCCAGUUAUUGAAUGCAUUACUUGAACAGAAAUAACCUUCUAAUAUUGGUUUAUGGACAUCCGAGGAAACUGUUAAUCUUCAAAUAAUUGUGCUUACCCUUUCGGGUAUUGAUAUUUUAUGAUCAGUCACUUAAAAGGCAGAACUUAGAGUGCAUUUAUCGUCGUUUUAGACUCGGAUCGUUUCAGAAUGGUUCUGCAGAACAGCGGCCGCUACAAGGCCGAUCGCAGUGACAACGCCGACGGUGGUUGGGCCAAAAAAUCAGAAGAUUCAUCCGAGGCCAGACUCCAGAGGUCGGUAAUCAAUGAUGAACUGGAUUUGCUGUAUGGAUUUGACCGCUACAAGGAGCCUGCCGAAAGGGUGGGCUGGCUCAUCAACAUGCAUCCAGCGGACAUUUUGGAUGAGAGUAAGAAGCUGAUCAGUGCUGUGGACUAUUACUUCCUACAAGACGACGGCAGUCGCUUCAAGGUUUCCUUGCCGUUCAGACCCUACUUCUACAUCGUCACCAAGAAAGAAUGUGAGAGGGAGGUGUCUGCCUACCUGACCAGGAAGCAUUUUGGAACGCUUGCUUCAGUGGAAACAGUCUACAAGGAAGACCUUGACUUGCCAAAUCACUUGGUGGGACUGAAGUGUAGCUGCCUAAAGCUGAGCUUCCACUCAACACAGGAUUUGAUGAAGGUCCGACGUGAAAUCAUGCCGCGGGUUCGCAAGAAUCGAGAGCGCGAGAAAUCCUCCUCGGCCUACACCGCCCUCCUAACCAGCCAUCUCGGUGGAGACGACAACCCUGGGGGCAGAGCAGCAGGAGGAAAGAAGAUCAACGACCAGAUGGAUAACAUCAUAGACAUCAGAGAGUAUGACGUCCCCUACCAUGUCAGAGUGGCCAUCGACAAGAAGAUUCAUGUGGGUCAUUGGUACUCUGUACAGGGGAGGGGUUCCAUGGCACCCAUCAUUACACAGAGAGAUGACCUGCUGGAGAGACCGGAUCCUGUUGUUCUGGCCUUUGACAUUGAAACCACCAAGCUACCGCUCAAGUUUCCUGACGCAGAGACGGACAGCGUCAUGAUGAUCUCAUAUAUGAUCGAUGGACAAGGAUAUUUAAUCACAAAUCGUGAGAUCAUCGCAGAAGACGUAGAAGACUUUGAGUACACCCCGAAGCCGGAGUACGAAGGACCCUUCAUUGUGUACAACGAGGACACCGAGAUGACCUGCCUGCAGAAGUUCAUUGACCACGUCUUGGAGGUCAAGCCUAACAUCAUCGUCACGUACAACGGAGACAUGUUUGAUUGGCCUUUCAUUGAGACCAGAUACAAACAUUAUGGCAUUGACAUGUACAGAGAGAUAGGCUUUCAGAAGGAUGCUGCAGGAGAAUACAAGUGUAGGAGUGUGAUCCACAUGGAUGCAUACAGAUGGGUCAAGCGAGACAGCUACCUCCCCGUAGGCUCCCAGAACCUCAAGGCCGCCUCCAGGGCCAAGCUCCGCUACGACCCCAUCGAGAUGGACCCAGAAGACAUGUGUCGCAUGGCCAGCGAGCAGCCCCAAACCCUCGCCAACUACUCGGUCUCAGACGCGGUGGCGACGUACUAUCUGUAUAUGAAAUACGUACAUCCGUUUAUCUUCGCGCUGUGUACCAUCAUUCCUAUGGAACCGGACGAGGUCUUGCGGAAGGGGUCUGGAACUCUCUGCGAGGCCUUGCUGAUGGUCCAGGCCUACCAUGCCAACAUCAUCUUCCCGAACAAGCAGGAGCAAGUGUUCAACAAGCUGACCAGGGACGGACAUCUUUUGGAGACGGAGACCUACGUUGGAGGCCACGUCGAGGCCUUGGAGUCUGGGGUCUUCAGGAGUGAUCUGCCCUGCCGUUUCAGAAUGGUACCUGAGGCCUUCCAGCAGUUGAUGGAGGAUGUCGAGAGAACGAUGAAGCACGCCAUCGAGGAGGAAGAGAAGAUACCCCUCAGCACAGUCACUAACUUUGAAGAGAUUUGUGAGGAGAUCAGGGAAAAGCUAGCAGCUCUUCGAGACAACCCUGCCAGACUUGAGAACCCUGUCAUCUAUCAUCUUGACGUCGGAGCCAUGUACCCCAACAUCAUCCUUACCAACAGGUUACAGCCUUCUGCUAUGGUGGACGAGGCAGUGUGCGCUGCUUGUGACUUCAACAAACCAGGAGCUCGCUGUCAGAGGGAGAUGUCUUGGAUGUGGAGGGGAGAUUACAUGCCAGCUUCGAGGGGGGAGUACCACAGAAUUCAACAGCAGUUGGAGAUUGAGCGGAUCCCUCCAGCUAAUCCCGGCGAACCUCACAGGGUCUUCCAUGAACUGGGCAAAGAGGAACAAGCCCUGCUGGAAAAGAAAAGACUGCAAGAGUACUGUCGCAAGGCGUACAAGAAGACAAAGAUCACGAAGCAAGAAGAAAAACACACCACCAUCUGCCAGCGAGAGAACUCUUUCUACGUCGACACGGUGAGGGCGUUCCGUGAUCGGCGCUAUGAGUUCAAAGGUCUUCUCAAGGUUUGGAAGAGGAAGGUCGCAGGGGCCAUGGAGAAGGGUGAUGCAGCCGAGAUCAAGAGCGCAAGGAACAAGGAGAUCCUCUACGACUCUCUGCAGCUGGCCCACAAGUGUAUCCUCAACUCAUUCUAUGGCUAUGUGAUGAGAAAAGGAUCUCGCUGGUACUCGAUGGAGAUGGCAGGUAUUGUGUGCUAUACUGGAGCUGGGAUCAUCACCAGGGCCAGGGAACUCAUUGAACAGAUCGGACGCCCUCUUGAGUUGGACACAGACGGUAUCUGGUGCGUGAUGCCAGCCAGCUUCCCUGAGAACUUUGACAUCAAGACCACCAACCCAAAGAAGCCUAAAGUGGCUAUUUCCUAUCCUGGAGCCAUGCUUAACAUCAUGGUGUGGGACUACAACACCAACGACCAAUACCAGGAGUUGGUUGACCCCAGCAAUCUGACCUACCAGGUCAGGAAAGAGAACUCCAUCUUCUUUGAGGUAGACGGUCCCUACCUUGCCAUGAUCCUCCCGGCGUCCAAGGAAGAAGGCAAGAAGCUGAAGAAGAGGUACGCUGUGUUCAACUUCGAUGGAUCGUUGGCUGAGCUGAAGGGCUUUGAGGUGAAGCGGAACGGAGAGCUUCAGCUGAUCAAAAUCUUCCAAGCCUCUGUCUUUGAAGCAUUCCUGAAAGGCACGACCCUGGAGGAGUGCUACGCUGCUGUUGCCAAGAUUGCUGACUACUGGCUGGAUGUUCUCUAUAGCAAGGCUGUGGACAUGCCAGACUGUGAGCUGUUUCAUUUGAUCUCUGAGAAUCGCAGCAUGUCUCGUAAGCUUGAGGACUAUGGCGAACAGAAAUCCACGUCCAUCAGUACUGCAAAGAGACUUGCAGAGUUCCUUGGUGAUCAGAUGGUGAAGGACAAGGGCUUGGCCUGCAAGUUUGUCAUCGCUAAGAAACCAGACGGCGCCCCGGUCACCGAGCGGGCCAUCCCCAUGGCGAUCUUCCAGGCUGAGCCGAGCAUCAAGAAGCACUACCUCAAGAAAUGGCUCAAGUUCCAGACCAUGACGGACUUUGACAUCAGAACAAUUCUUGACUGGAACUACUACAUUGAGCGCCUGGGUAGCACUAUUUCGAAGAUCAUUACCAUCCCUGCUGCACUUCAACAGGUAGCUAACCCAGUCCCACGUGUAGCCCAUCCUGAAUGGCUCCACAAGAAGCUCUGUGAGAAGAAUGAUGUCUUCAAGCAACAGAAGAUCAGCGAGAUGUUCGUCAGGAAACCAAAAACUGUGGAACAAGAACCAGAACCAAGUCUCGACAUGGAACCAGAAAGCCAGCCAGACAUCGUCGACAUGGAGGACUUCGGAGCGCCCUCUGGAGGCAAGAAGAAGUCGACCAAGGUUGCCGUGGCAACCAAGAGGAAGAGAGACGACGCAGGAAGCAGAUCAGCUCGUGUCGAGAGCAGCGCAGCCUUGACGGAAUCCUGGGAGGAUGUUCUAGGACCAGCUCCAGGAAUGGGCAGAAAGAGGAAAACGAUCAAAAAGUGGGUGGAGUACCAAAAGCAGAAAUGGGCCCUGCAGGCGAGGCAGAGGAAAGAGCGGAAACGGCGUCGCCUUGACGAUGGGAUGGAUGCCGGUGUAGGGGGUGUUGUACGAGCCGGUGCCAGCACGGGACUCGGAAGCUUCUUCCGACGGACGGCAAAGACGAUGCUGGACUCACCUUGGCAGAUCAUUCAGAUCAUGGAGACUGGUCAUCCAGGGCUGUUCAAGCUGUGGGCUCUCAUUGGUUCUGAUCUUCACAACAUCAAACUCAUGGUUCCUAGAGUCUUCUAUGUCAACCAACGGACUCCCAAAGAGAACAUAGAGGGUGCAAUGUGGAAGAAAGUGACAAGAACCUUGCCCAGAUCCAAUCCAGUCCUGAAUCUCUACCAAUACACCGUACCAGAAGAGCUGUACCAACAACACGCCAAUGAACUGACAGCAGAUCUAGCGGCUCCUGACAUCGAGGGGGUCUAUGAGACCCAGGUUCCUCUGGAGUUCAGAGCCCUGAUGAAGCUCGGAUGCGUGUGUAUGGUCAACAGACAGCAUGCUAAGUUCCUACUAGGAGGGGAUAUGGAUACCUUUGACCUCAGCCAGCUUGAGUUCAAGACCUUAGCUCAGUUCCAGUACCUCCCUGCUGGGAGCCUCAGGAGGGUCUACUUCUACCAAAACAUUGUAGGCUCCAAGUGCAUGAUGGGAUUGUUCUUCUCGACAUCCGCCAAGGCCACAGUCAUCGCCGUGGAUACGGUCAGGACCAAUCAGAUGCCCAACCUCAACUCCAUGUACCAGCAUGAACGGCAAGCCAAGGCUGAGCGCAGUAGCGAGAAUGAACUCCUUCCUCGGGAGGACCAUACCUUUGAGAUCGUGGUGGAGAAGGACAUGAAAAAGGCAUACCGUACCAUUCAUCGACUGCUACUGGCCUACAAGGACGAGAAGCGAGGACCGACUUUCAUCUCUGUCCAGUCUACAUUAAGCAACCGAGAGCUUGCCAGAAGUAUCCCUGCCAUGGAAGACUUCCCCCUUGUGAAGCUCCACAUCGCCGAGAGCGAUAACAUCUACAGCGUGCUGGACUGGCAGCGACAGGGCUCCCGUCGACUGCUACAGCACUACCUCAAUGCAGACUACUUGCUACUGAGCUACUUGGAGCAGAGCCGCUACUUCCACAUUCCCGUCGGCAACCUCCCAGAGGAUUCUGGGAUAGCUGGUGCCGAUCUCUUCUUCGCUCGUCAUCUCAACAAGCACGGUCAUGUGAUGUGGGCGUCGCCCACCAACAGACCCGACCUGGGAGGCAAAGAGGCUGAUGAUAAUAGGUUGGUGACUGAGUUUGAUGAGUCAGGAGGGGUAGAGCUAAACCACUCUGGUUGCUAUCAGACUGUGUGUGUUGAUCUUGACAUGGCUAACCUAGCUGUCAACACUCUACUACAAUCCCACCAGGUCAGUGAGCUUGAAGGUGCGGCCGGUAGCAUUGCCUUUGAUGCGAUCCAGCAGACAUCUCUGGAAGACAUGGUAUCCGGGCAACCAGGAGCGGCUGCAUCACUGGCAAGCUAUGAUGAGACUGCUCUCUGCACUGUGGCUUUCAGGAUAAUGAAGACCAUGGUUCAUGGCUGGCUGAGGGAUGUGACUACCUACCACAAUGUCUUUGCUGAUUACCAGAUCAUGCACUAUUACAGGUGGUUAUGCUCGCCCUCGGCCCUCCUGUACGACCCCGCACUCCGACGCACCCUUAACGGUCUCAUGAAGAAGCUCUUCUUGCAGCUCAUGUCAGAGUUCAAACGUCUGGGUGCGGUCAUCGUCCACGCCAACUACAACCAGAUCGUCAUCUGCACCAAGAAGACGCGCAUCGUGGACGCGGUCACCUACGUCGACUACGUCACCAACACGAUCAAGUCGAAUGAUCUCUUCCACGGGGUGGAGCUCUCGUACAAGCAGUGCUGGCAGCUUAUCAUGUGGCUGGAUACAGCCAACCAUGGAGGUGUGAAGGGAAAGAUACCAGAAGCUCUUGAAGGAGAGAACAGUGAGAAUACAGAAGAGGAUGAUGUUGUCAUGGCAACUCCACCAAAUCAGAAGGAUACUGAGGAGGAGGUUGAGAUGAACUGGAAUUUAAUGCACUAUCUACCGACGGCAGAGAAUUGCCAGACAACCUUCAAUAUGAUCAUUGCAGGCUACAUCCUCGCCAUUCACAAGCACAUCCAGGAAGAACAGGACCGUGUCACGCCCGGCAACACGCCCAUCCGUCGCCGUAACAACCAGAGCCAGACGCAGAAGACGCAGGGUGACCUGACCACGACCCCGAGCCUGGUCGGCUACUCACAGGGGCUGGUGGACGAAGAGCUCUCGCAAAGACUCUUUGCGAUCACCCAGGAUAUCCAGAAGAGACUGUCCGGAUCGCGGCAGUCGCGUCUUGAACCAUCCUCAGAGUUCCCUCGGCUCCCCGGGUCUUACCUACCUCUCAACAACCCAUCGCUGGAGUUUGUGAAGGCCAUUACAAAAGUCCUCUCUCUGGACUCUAACAUCGUCAGUCAAGUGAGCCGGAUGAAACGCAACCUCCUGCGUCUAAUCAGUGUCGGGGAGUUCUCAGACGACGCUGAUUGGCGCGACCCCUGCCUCUCCUACAUCCUGCCGGAGGUCAUCUGUCGCUUCUGCAACCACUGUCGCGACCUCGACCUGUGUCGUGACCCCAUGCUCAUCCAAGAUGGACAGUCAGCGGUUCUGUGGCAGUGCAUACAGUGCCAGAGCGAGUAUGACGUGUCUGCCAUUGAAGAGAGUCUUGUGGAGGCGUUGCAGAAGGCAUCUAUGGCUUACACACUCCAAGAUCUCAGCUGCACAAAAUGCCACCAGGUAAAGCUGAGUAACAUGGCUAACUACUGCGAGUGUGCAGGACAGUUUGCUACCGUCAUUACUCACGAGGCCUUCCUCAACAAGAUGAAAACAUUCAACAACAUUGCUAGGCACUACGACAUGAAGCUCCUCCAGGAGACAGUCACCAUGAUCCUGCGUAUGAACCCGGUGCACGAUGUAUCUACCAAGGGAUGAGCAGCGCAUUCAUCAAGAUGCAUUGCACCACAGAAUAAGCAAAGGGAACUCUCUCUGAACUUUAAAGCCACACUGUACUACUUGAAGCUACUUGCUCCCUCUGUAUAGAAAACUUUCUUCAAUCGGUGCCUGUUUGUCCCUCAUGAUCCUCUUUUGCUCGUGUUAAUUGAGAGCGGAGUUGAUGAGAUGUUGAUGACCUGUCACAGUGACCUCACUGGCUAGCUGGGUGGUCUAAUCCCUUCUGGCUGAACUAGUACAGCCGGCCUUUAAAGAGAGUAGAUGGUUGCAUCCGUAUGUUUGUAUUUCCUCAUUUCUCUGUUUGUACCACUGCU
Messenger RNA from Strongylocentrotus purpuratus (purple sea urchin), 7395 nucleotides. It is a transcript of the gene pole, whose product is annotated as DNA polymerase epsilon catalytic subunit A. Gene Ontology annotation, molecular function: single-stranded DNA 3'-5' DNA exonuclease activity; DNA-directed DNA polymerase activity; DNA binding. The coding region runs from base 212 to 7063 and encodes 2283 amino acids. NCBI's taxonomy places the organism in Eukaryota, Metazoa, Echinodermata, Echinoidea, Camarodonta, Strongylocentrotidae. Gene Ontology annotation, biological process: DNA replication; leading strand elongation; DNA replication proofreading. The record is from RefSeq and is a predicted model, not a curated record. Gene Ontology annotation, cellular component: epsilon DNA polymerase complex; nucleus. The transcript is spliced from 50 exons.